UUUUCCCCAGGCAAAGUGAAAUCAAGCCGCGGACUCGGACAACAUAUAGUCCCCGUCUUUCAACUUAAAAUUAUCGACGGAAAAGCUCCCCCGCUCCCCGGUCGGACCCCUCGACGUUCGGCCGUCAUCUGGAGAGGACCCGUCCGGGGCCUGAGCUCUUUCCACCGGGUUUGGAGCACUUUUGAAGACGGGCGGAAAGUGGGUGAUGAGUCCUAGCCUGUAAAAGAACCGAGAACUUGCUUUGCAGCCCGAGUAGUUCUUCUUUCAAUUGUUAUUGUCGCUUUAAAUGAUCUUUAAUUCACUUAAACUUCGUCUCGGCCGCGUCGAAAGUGGGAGAAAAGUGCUUUUCUAGUCGGAACAUGGAACUACAAGGCCUGCAAGAGGCGCUGAAAGUAGAAAUCCAAUGUCAUCAGGACGGAGAGCUUAAGAGACAGCUGCACGACAGGCAAACAAGAAUAACAGCCCUGAGCGAUAAACAAAAUCAGACGUUGUGCAAGGGCCUGAAUGAACUUCAAAAUGGACAGAAGCUGGCGGUCAGAAGUUGUCCUGUAGGGACGACUAAGCCGCUGUCUCUCAUCAAGCCUCCCAGCCAGGGCAUCGCCAUCUCCGUGGUGCCGGCCAAGGCUCCCGUUUCCAUGGUGACCGCACACAUCAACGGACAGAAGGCGGCCGGCUCGGAGCCGCUGCAGACGUCCCCCAUCAACCUCCAGACCGGCGGCAGGGUGGCGGCAGCCGGAGUCCACCCGUUCGGCAGCAGGAGAGCCGGGGAGCUGCCUCCCUCUCAGAUGCUGGGAACUCUCACUGCCGUGCCCAUCAAGGUGCCUCAAGUCAGCUCCCUGCACCGGCUGACAGGACAAGCAGCCACCGUGCUACCUCAGGUCAGGCCAAAGACCCAGAUCCCGGACAGCCUUCCCCACAGUCCCUGUCGGGAGCUGCAGCCUCUCAGCCUGCAGAAGGCCACCGCCGUGGUCAGCCCUAAGAGCCAGGGCCCCACCCUGCCCACCGCCAACAGCACCUUCAGUCCCGACCACCAGCCCAACGGCCAGAGCGACGCCUCGCCGCCCCCGGCCCCGUCGGGGGGCCCGGACUCCAGUGGCCCCGCCCAGCACGCCUCGGCAGGGCCGGGCGUGGCGUACGCCAUCAUCGCCGCCUCCCCCGCCACCGGCAACGGGGUGUCCGCCGUCAGCGAGGCCGUCAAGGUGAUAAUAAUCCAGCCGCAGGCCCCCAGCAGCACUGAGGGGUCCCCGGGGGCCCAGGCUGACCUCCCAUCACAGGAGGCCCCGCCCGCCCCAACAUCCCCCUCCCAGAAGAAAGACGAGGACCCAGAGAAAAUCGCCUUCAUGGUCGCCCUCGGCCUCGUCACCACAGAACACCUGGAAGAAAUCCAGACGAAGAGGCAGGAGAGGAAGAGACGAAGCACAGCCAACCCGGCCUACAGCGGCCUGUUUGAACCCGAGCGUAAACGCCUGGCGUCACAUUACCUGAACAGCUCGCUCUUCCUGUCAGCACGAGACACCGAGGAUUUCUGCUGGAAGGAGGGCUUGGAGCAUGACGACCACUGUGCCGUCUGUAAGGAGGACGGCGAGCUGCAGCCCUGCCACAACUGCCCCCGAGCCUUCCACCCCGACUGCCUCCACCCGCCCCUCAAAACCCCCCCCAGAGGCCCCUGGUACUGCCCCAAGUGCCAGAAGAAGGUUCUGAAUAAGGAGAACAUGUCGUGGCCACAGAACUUUGUUCAGUCCUACGUUACACACAAGACGGUGAGGCAGGAGGAGAAGCGACGGCUUCUGAGAAGAAACAACGAGCUGAAGAAAGAGUGCACUCAUCUGGAGGAACAGGACAAGCAGCUCAACAAGACGCUCAAACAAUGUAUGGACCUGAGAGAGAGACUCCUGGGUCAGCAGAGAGACACUCAGGCGUCGCUCGACCGCCUCAAAGCUCUGAUCAGGUUGAUCCAACGCGACCAGGUCAUCCAGGUCACCAUGACGACCACCACCACCAUCGCCGCCUCCCUGCUCUCCCAGUCCUGGAUCAAGCCCACCAGCACCGCCGCCCCGGGCCCCUCGGCCACGCCCCUGCAGAAGAGCCACGCCCACAGCCCGGACAAGCUCAACGACUAGCCCCGCCCCCAGGCGCUCCGACUCUUUUACCGAAACGUCGAGGGCCGUGAUGAUUUCUUUUCUCUGAAUAGCAUCUAACCAUCUUUUCUCCGAGAGCUGAAAAAAGCGACAAAAACUGAGAGCCUCCGUCCUCCACUCGAUUCAAGUAUUUUUUAAGACCCAACACCUACAGUGCUUACGAGAUUUCUUUUUUUAAGUUAUUUUCUAUUUAUUAAUGUUCUUGGCCUUAAUGUAUUUAUUACAAAAAGUUAGACUACAGAGCCGCUGCGGGAACACGAGGACGUUUUCCUGCGCGCUCCGAAAGAUAUUUCCCUUUUUUUAACCACAGGUAUAAUUAUUGUUCUGCAUAUAGUGAGAGAGAACAGUAGAGUUAGUCGUAGUCAAAGAAAACAGGAGCCAUGGAAGCGAAAGGACUGUACAUUGAUAUAUCCGAGUAGGUGUUUGUUCUCAUUCUCCUAUGAACAAUGUUUUUGCCAUAAUAAUUCAGGAAAAUGUUUUCAUCGUGUAUGUAAACGCGUACGAGCCUUCAAACAAAAACAGAGAAUAACUUUUUUUCAGUAUUAAUAGAGUUAAAGUCAAAGAAAAAAGUAUUUAAGAUAAAACUACAGAAAUUAGCAUUUCUAGUGGAGAUUUUAGUAUUUUCAUGCUGAUGCCUGUUGAUAAAUGUAAGUUUGGAGUAUUCAAGGGGAUCACUGUACAUAUGUUGUAUUAUUAUUAUUAUUAUCAUCAUCAACGCAGGUUUUCUUGGUUGUCAGACUCAACUGGAGUUCACAUCUGAAACUGAGGCGAGUCCCUGGUUGUCGAACUGUUUCUUUUCUGCGACGGCAGCACAAACAAGAACGUGACUCCAGUCAUAUUCUCUCUGUUUUCCCAUUAACGAGUAGGAAAAAGGAAUUCAGUUACUUCAGAUAUCUGCUUGUUGAAUCUAAAAGGGAGGGGAGAGGUGUGCCUAACUUAGGAGUAGAAAUAUUAGGGCAGCCACUAACCAUCCUUUUCAGUCGUUUACGGAUUCUCUCAGCUCACUGUGACCUAUCAAAUGCUUUUUUUCUAUUUAGGGCCGAUAAAUACGUUUAAACUACUUUUGUUUUGUUGGAAAUUUCUGAACCAUGUUCUUGUUUCUGCUGCUGUUCCUCGACAACGGGGACUAAAGUGUUGUUUGUUCACAGCUGCACUCGAACACAAACAUGUUGACGGACACUUGAGUUCAGUUGAUGUGUGAUGCAUCCGUUCAGUCCCUUUUCCCCUUUAACCAGUAUAGAAAAUAUGCCAAAAACUCUUUGUUUUUGUACUGGGAUCGUUCAUCUAUCACUAAUGUCUAUAGUGCUUUUUUUUUUCAUCCCUGCCUGUUUUAUAUUUUUUGCUUUGAAGCUUUUUUUACUCGUGUUUCUUGAACGUUUUAACAGUGACGAGCCUGUUAAUGCGACAGAUGAACACUGCCUCAAGUACAAAUCGUUUGAAUAUCCAGGGUUUUCGUCUUUGUUGCGUCAUUUUAUGGACACCGGUCAAUCAGAAAUGGGACAACUCUGUCAAACUGCAACAACACUUUUUGACUGUCGGUGGACCCGCGGGACAGAGACGACGUCGUCUUUCAUCGCGUCCCUUUGGUCCAUUUAUCUCGCUAGUCUUCCUGCUGGUCCAGAGAGGUUCCGCUUAAAUGUUAAAAUCGUAGAUUUAGUCCAUUUUUUAUUUAACUUUAUCAUACUGUACUCACCACACAGUCGAGGUGCAGCUCUCUGCCACCUGUUGAUGCACAAACAUGAACAAAUGGUUGAAAUAAUUCAGAGAAAAAAUGUCUUUAUCAUAAGAAAAGAAGAGGGAAUUAGUGAAGUUAGAAAUGAGAAGAGGUGAUUUCCUUUGAUUUGAAUCAUAUCCUGGUCACCGGUGUUUGGCCCCAAGUAUCAAAGAUACCGAAAAGAUCCUUAUUGUUGGAGCAGCAUCAUCUGCGCGGCACAAACAAAUAGAAAUACUGGCGCUUCGGCGGCGGCGAACGAGUCCGACCACCGAGCAGUAUGGCAUCGAAACGGUUACAGAACACAGAAAUGUUGAAAGGCCUCAGUCUGCCUCAAAUGAACCGGUUCACACAACGGAAACUCAGGGUUGUCGGACCUUCUGCUUCGGACGCAGCCGAACAGGCGACUGACCCGAGGGACAGGUGGUCUCAUACGACCUGAGAGGACGUUUGUUUGAAGGAAACUGAGGCUUCAACUCGGACGGUCUGUUUUCCUCAGUCCAAAGGAGUGUUUCUCUAAAAAAGGGCUUUUCGUUUUCCACUAAUAGAUAUUUAAAAAGCUACCAGUGAAAAAUAAUUUCCUUGAAAAAUGACAAUUGGCAAAGACUAAGAGGAAAGGAUCCAAGUAACUCAACUCUAGUGCUGAAAAUAAUUUUCAUUUUCAAUUAAUCAUCGUUCUGUAAAAUGCCGUCAUGUCACGUCCUGACAAAUCAUAAAACUGAUCCUACACACGGACACGUAAACCCUGAAACCGAGUUCAACUGUGUGUGUGGCGAUAAAGUAUUUUGACAUAAAAGUUGUGCUCUAACGACAGAAAUGAAUUGGUUCAGUUUCUGGUUUAAUUCUGCUCCCACGCGACUUAUCAGUGACGCCAUGUUCUCCGGACGCAGAGGAGCGCAGACCUCGAGCAGCUCGGCUCAGAGUCGACUGUAACACAACAAAAAGUCUCUCACGGUAUCAACACACAGUAAAGGAUCUUCUAGGUCGACAAGUUCUCGCCGUCACACUGAGCCAAACGCACAAGCUGAUCAGAAUACAGAGCCUGGACGGUGUCUGCACGGGGACAUUUUUGAUCCUUCAGAUGACCCAUGUCUGCAUGUCACACUUACUCUGUUUACUCAGCUCCUGGUAAAUCCAGGUGUUAGAGCAGCAGAGCUGUAGAGCCUCCUAACACCCGAAAAAAUUCUUUACACUUGAACUAAAGCAUCUAGAAUCAGGGGAAAGGAGCAGAAUUUAGCAUAAAUGUAACGACGUGAUUUACUAACUGAUCCAAGUGUUAUAAUGUUUCUUGACAUUGCUUGAGCUGAGGCCGGCUGCCUCCACGGACAACAGAAAACCCGUUACCCAAAGCUCCGCUCCACCUCAAACACAUUAGACCACCUUUGUUAUCCAUUAACCUGACUGGCCUUUUGGUGUUUUGGGGUUAUUGUUUCAGCUCUAGCAUCAAGUUUCUGGGGUUCUCUGUAGCUGCAGACUGAGUCAUUUCAGGAACAAAAUGAUCGAAUGACCUCUCCCAGGCUCUGUAUCUGUAAGACCGACAGACAGCAGAUGUGCAUCAACACCGCAUCUGACUUGCCUUCAGAAAUGAAUAAAAUCACCAUCAGGGCGGAGCUGGUUCAGAUCGAAUCUCGCAGCUGGAUUUUACCUGGGUGAAGCGGUCGAGCUGCCGACACCAGAAUCCGCCACGUGACGCAUAUCCAGUCCUCACCUGAGAGCUGCAGGGGGGGGGGAAAUCCAAGAUGGAAACCAUAUCAGAGCUCCGUGUCGCGUCGAUACCGCGCCGUCACACCCCGCCUACCCCCUAAAAAGGAAUAAUAAAAAACAACCCCACCCGUCCCUCUUCAUCCAUUUCUAGAAAUCUUCUCCGGGAGAAACUGUGCAGUGCUUAAACAGAUCUAUUUUAAUACACGACACAACAUUUGAACAAAUGAGAAAAAAAAAAAAAGUUAGAACAUUUUUAUAUUCUUUUAUCAAGGAGCAAAAGGAUUAAGAAAACAGAACAUUGGGAUUUUCUAUCGUUUGCCAGUUCUGCAUUCUGACUUCUAGCUUACAACCUUCUGUGUAUUAUUUUGCCACGAGGAGGCGACGACACGACGAGGGUGUUUAGAUGGAAACGAAAAUGUCUGUUGGCUGUUGAAGUAGAAGUUUUUUCUUUGUCAUUAAUAAGGGGACUGUCCAGUGGAUAGUGUGUAUAGGAAAGUGUUUGUCUUAAAUAUGCCAAUGUAGUUUUCUCUUCUUUAUGAUGCAUUAAAAAGUUGAUCGAUGGAAGUUGCUAAAUGGUUAAAGAGUAGUCUCACUUUUUUGUACCGAGUUCUUACGAAAAACUGAAUCAUUAAUAAACAAAAUUC
Molecule: messenger RNA, 6197 nt
Organism: Xiphias gladius (swordfish)
Lineage: Eukaryota; Metazoa; Chordata; Actinopteri; Istiophoriformes; Xiphiidae
Gene: phf21b
Product: PHD finger protein 21B
Exons: 15
Coding region: 360-2120 (586 amino acids)
Source: RefSeq, a predicted model, not a curated record